Molecule: messenger RNA, 498 nt
Organism: Aspergillus fumigatus Af293
Lineage: Eukaryota; Fungi; Ascomycota; Eurotiomycetes; Eurotiales; Aspergillaceae
Source: RefSeq, a predicted model, not a curated record
AUGACAGAGCAUCCCAUGCCGGUGCCAACAAUCUCGGACUUUCUGCCGCCAGCCUGCAUUGCUGGCACUGGAGAAGGCGCAAUCCUUGGAUUGUGUUUGUAUACAUGCAGCUUCGGCUACUGUCCCAUCAAUCUUUGUACCUGUACUAAAACAGGCCCACUUAUACAACCGCCAGCCCAGAGCAAGAGUGCUGGUAUGGCAGCUCCCAGCCAGCCUAAGAAGUUUGACCACCUCUGUGAUUUCACUUGUUGCAGAGGCUACCGCUACUGGCCACCUGGAACCUGUAUAUUGGAGGCGGAGCAGGAAAUUAUGGAGGCGAUUGCCACGAGCAGUUAUAAUAUUUCUGACUUCGCCGCCUUUAAUCUUACCAUCCUAGUGACGGUGCUAACUGGCGAGGAUGGGUGCAACGCUGACCAGAAAAGGCAGAUCAGACUGGGCUGGGUAGAGUCCUGGAAGAUCAUGAAUUACAUAUAUAAAGGUGGCCAAGGCUGGCAUUGA